Messenger RNA from Brassica oleracea var. oleracea, 597 nucleotides. RefSeq lists its product as uncharacterized. The record is from RefSeq and is a predicted model, not a curated record. The transcript has a single exon. Bases 1 to 597 code for a protein of 198 amino acids. Lineage: Eukaryota; Viridiplantae; Streptophyta; Magnoliopsida; Brassicales; Brassicaceae.
AUGGAAGCCAGUCAUAUACUCCUUGGAAGACCCUGGCAGUAUGAUAGACGUGUGAAUCAUGAUGGCUUCACCAACAAGCACUCAUUUGAAUUCAAUGGAAAGAAGACUGAUACUAGUGCCUUUACUCCUAAAGAGGUUCAUGAAGAUCAACUCCAGCUUCAGAAAAAGAAGGAGAAAGAGAUAGACCUCAAACCUGAUCAGAACAAGCAUCACAGCCUCUUUGCCAAACAGAGAAUCAAAAGAAUUCUUUACUCUCAAAAUUCUAUUAUCUUGCUUAUGUUUAAGGAGACUUUACUAACAGUCACUGAUCACACACCGGAUCAACCGAGUGAACUAGUCUCUCUUUUACAGGAAUAUGCAGAUGUGUUUCCAGAAGAUAGCCCCAUUGGAUUGCCUCCAGUUCGUGGGAUUGAGCACCAAAUCGACUUUGUACCUGGUUCAACACUACCAAACAGACCUGCAUACAGAACUAAUCCAGUGGAGACUAAAGAAUUGCAAAGACAAGUGGAGGAGCUGAUGGAGAAGGGUCAUAUCCGAGAGAGCUUGAGUCCCUGUUACUUAACCAGGAGUAUCCAGCUGACUCAUGGCAUGAGAUGA